This is a messenger RNA of Aspergillus japonicus CBS 114.51, 785 nucleotides long. RefSeq lists its product as uncharacterized. Lineage: Eukaryota; Fungi; Ascomycota; Eurotiomycetes; Eurotiales; Aspergillaceae. The transcript has 3 exons. Bases 318 to 665 code for a protein of 115 amino acids. The record is from RefSeq and is a predicted model, not a curated record.
CCUACAUCUACUUUUCCAUCCACUGAGAUAGCUUCUAUUACUACCCAUCCAUAUCAUCUUUUUACUGGGCUACUCAAUUGAACAAAGGUAAGCACCUCGGACUCUCAGCGCUGGUGUCAUUGACAUCAUCCCUGUUGUAUCGCCUUAAUUUCCACCUCGCCAUCAACACUACCCGUUCACUUCCAUCAACCUUCACCCAUCCCAUCACCACCACCACCGCCAACCCAACAGCUACAACAGCACUAAAAAAACGAAAAAUAAGAAAGGCCACUAACAACAAUACCCCAGAGCAAUCUUAAAUCAACAUCAUCAACAUCAUGUCUUUCCUCACCACCGUCCGCACAACCCUUGCCCCUCGUCUGGCCACCCCCCUCCGCCCCGCCAUGACCUCCGCUCUGCACACCUCCGCCCCCCGCGCUGGCCUCAACGAGAGCGAUCGCAACCGCGAUGACCUCGACAAGAUCUACGAAGAGCACAAGAACGACCAACUCAAGCACAGCAAGCAGGGUACCGCCAAGUGGAAGCAGGAGCUGGCCAGCAACAGUGAAGCGUCGGUCAAGGCUGAUCGGGGUGACAUCGACAGCGAUGACAAGGACUUUGCGACGCUGCAGGAACGCACGAAAGGUCUGCCCAACCGGGAGGGGAACGUGAAUAAGACUCAAUAGAUUUUCUUUCUUUUGUGGUGGUUAGGGUUCACGGCUUGUAUUAUGUAUGUCUGUAUUGGGUUUUAGCUUUUGUAUUCAUCUGUCUGGGUUAGAUGAAAUUCAAUUUUUUUUUUCUUUCGG